CCCACUCUCAAAACGUGAGUUAUCUGUCCUUGGCGACCGCUAUUAAAAACAUAAUGCGCAUGUGCUGGUCAACGCGUAUCUACUUCCGGGAAGUGUCGCGCCAGUGCGGCAAAUGUCAAGAAUGCCGUCAAAACAGCGAUACUGUUGUAUUUGUAGUAAUCAUUGUAAGAAAUUUGCGAAUGGCCGGAAGAUCACUAUGCACAGAUUCCCUGCAGAUAUACGACUGAGAAGGGUUUGGAUUCAAAGAUGCAAGCUUGUCCGUUCCAACUUCAAAUACACAAGAAAUGACAGCACCAGAUUAUGCUCGGAACACUUUUACGGCGGGGAGGGACCGAGUAAGCUUCAUCCUUUGCCAACUGUUUUCCCAAAGAAGACAUUCAAACUUUCGAAUGUGUCCCAUCUUGUCCAUGGAACUACAUGUGAGACCGAUUUGGAUCAUGGUCUUGGUGAGAACAUGGAUAUUGAUGAUGUUAAUGAGAUUGCUUUGCAUAUGGAGGAUACAAGUAUGUGUGAUGUGUCAGCAGAGAAAUCAGAUUCACCUGCAGGACUUUUAUCAAGACUUGAACGUUCCCUUAGUCACCAUGACUACUGUGGUUCCCAAAUGUUGACCAGUCUCUCUGUGAAUAAAUGUACCCAAACAUUUUCGGAACCUGUUACAUCAGCUGGAACUCAGACAUUUGACAAUGAAAUUAUCUAUUGCAAUGCAAGCACUCAAACAUAUGAUUCAUUGAUGCACAGUGUUGGUAUUCAAGUUGACAAACCAACAUUGACCUAUGAGGAUAUCAGGUGCUCUGAUGAAAGUGUUAUGUUCUACACUGGAGUUCCAGAUUCAUCAACAUUUGAGGCUUUGUUUGAUGAAAUGUAUGAUGAUGAGCAGGUUUACUCUGACACAUCUGAUGGUGGGAGACCACAUGCUUUGAGGCAGAUAGAUGAAUUUUUCAUGAUUCUAAUGAGAUUGAGAUUAGGACUGUUACUAGAUGAUUUGGCAUACAGAUUUAGAAUUUCACGUGCAACAUGCGGCAGACUCUGCAACAAGUGGUUUGACUAUUUGUAUGUUCAACUCUCGUUUUUGGUGCAAUGGCCAAGUAGGGAGAAUGUUAAUGCAACAAUGCCAGAUUCAUUUAGUACAAAUUACCCAACCACUAGAGUUGUCGUAGAUUGCACAGAGAUAUGGACAGAGACACCUAGUUCACUUCAGCUACAGUCACUUUUAUACAGUGACUAUAAGUCACAUAUGACCUACAAGGCUUUGAUUGGGAUAAGUCCAGCUGGUGUUGUAACAUUUUCUUCAGAUUUGUAUUGUGGUAGUAUCAGUGACAAACAGAUCACCAAACUUAGUGGCCUUGUUGAAUUGUGUGAGGAAGGUGAUGCUAUCAUGGCAGACAAAGGUUUUCUCAUCUCUGAUUUUACUACACCUAGAGGUAUUGAUCUAAUCAUUCCCCCCAUUUAAAACUAAAAAGCAACAAAUGACUCAACAUGAGGUGAAUGUAACCAAGAAAAUUGCCAGUUUGAGGAUUCAUGUUGAGCGGCAAAUGGAACGAAUUAAAAACUUUCGCAUCUUACAAGGUACUAUUCCCAUCACAAUGGCUUCCCAGGUAACAAAAAUAUGGCAUAUAUGUGUUUGUUUGACAAAUUUGCAACCACCUCUUGUUCUUAAAUGAUAUAAAUUUGAAUGAAUUUGUUCGGGGUUCGGAGUACAUGUAACUUCAAUGAUUUGCAGAUUAUUUCUUGAAAUGUUAGAAGACUUAAAAAAACUUAAACAUAAUGACUUGGUGAAUUAUUUUAGUUUGUUUGACAUAGUCAGCCUUUUUUUUUAGACCUUCAUUAGGCCUGCAACAUAUUUUUCAGACAUUUUUCACUUUGGUCUCUUUGAAACGCUUAGGAAUAUUUUGAUAACGGUCAGGUAACCCCCUGUUAUUACAAGCUACUAAUUAUUACCUCAAGCCCUGUUCUGUUAGCUGUACUCACUCCACUGCAACUGGAUUAACUACUACUAUUAACUAACUUGUUAGGUCAGGUGUUGGUUGUGAGUAGGUGUCUAACAGAACUUAUAGAUAGGUAUAGAUAAUAGAGCAUCACUGCUCAGUGAUCAUUAUUGAUCAGUAGAUGAUCACUGUUGCUAAUAAUUGACAAAACAAAUACGAAGAUUCUAUAUUUAUUUACAUUCACAAAUAUAUUAAUUCCUGUCUUGACACAUUGUCUGAAUGCAGUGUCAGGUAAGUUGUUUUACACAACAUCCGCAUUGUCCAUCAUAUGUACAAUGACACACAGGUAUAUAUUGUCAAUAAGAACAUUUACAUUUUUUUACAAGAAACCUAUUUUUUUUUGCUUUAUCUGUAGUAUGUGAAUGCCAUUAGAACAUUACUAUAAAGCUGACAAAUUUGUAGCUUUAUUGGUAGAGCAUGUCAUUCAACAAAUGUAAUAUUGACAAAUGUGUUAAAUACUGAAAUAAUAGUGUGCUUGAAAAUGUGCCUUUCUUUAUUUUUAUUAUACAAUGCACCAGUUAUGAAAGGAUGUGAACUGUGAACAGUUAACCUUAAAGGGAGAUAAUUUAGCAAAACUACUUUGUAGUGCGUUUUCAGUUGUGGCAGGUUUUAGUGAUGCUCUAGGUAUCCAUAUGCAAAUACCAAAUUGUGAUGUUUCAUAUUAUUAACGUUUGUCUUUACAACAUAUAUACUGGUACAGAGGCCUCAAUACUACAAGAAAGAUUUCACUUGACUCUGUAGCACUGAAUGGUUCAGGAAGUUCCAUAAGUAUAUUAUCUCUCUAGCUGUUAAACAGCUAUCCAUGUUGUUGAAAGUGAGUCAGUAUUGAUCUGCACACAGUUAUCAGUUCACCAAUAAAAUAAUUUUAGUGAUC
This is a messenger RNA of Haliotis rubra (blacklip abalone), 2859 nucleotides long. RefSeq lists its product as uncharacterized. NCBI's taxonomy places the organism in Eukaryota, Metazoa, Mollusca, Gastropoda, Lepetellida, Haliotidae. The transcript has 2 exons. The record is from RefSeq and is a predicted model, not a curated record. Bases 113 to 1450 code for a protein of 445 amino acids.